This is a messenger RNA of Canis lupus familiaris (dog), 748 nucleotides long. It is a transcript of the gene GSDMB, whose product is annotated as gasdermin B. Lineage: Eukaryota; Metazoa; Chordata; Mammalia; Carnivora; Canidae. Bases 41 to 748 code for a protein of 235 amino acids. Gene Ontology annotation, molecular function: phosphatidylinositol-4-phosphate binding; phosphatidylinositol-4,5-bisphosphate binding; phosphatidylserine binding. The record is from RefSeq and is a predicted model, not a curated record. Gene Ontology annotation, biological process: defense response to bacterium; pyroptotic inflammatory response. The transcript is spliced from 7 exons.
CCCCAAACAAAUUGGGUUCUUUUUCUCCAGCUCAGGCACAAUGUCUAGCAUAUUUGAGGAAAUCACAAGAGUUGUAGUCCAAGAGAUGGAUACUGGAGGGGAUAUGAUUGCUAUCAGAAGCAUCCUUCACGUUGACAGAUUUCACUGCUGCUCUCUGGUGAGGGGGAGGAGAAAUUUCUGGGGACAUCAGUACCACAGGACAGACCUCAUCCUGGAGGACACACUGGAGAGAGGGGAGGGUGAAGAGCUGUUUGAGAAGCUGGAUUCUGGGCCCCAAGGUCAAAAGCUGAAGUUCCAAGUUCUGGACACAGGAGACUCAAAGGGAAUGUUGACGGUGAAAUUACCCAAAGAAGUAACAAUUGCAAGAGCCCUCCACAAGUCCCACAAGCAGAAAGUCCAGAUGUUGGAGACUCAUAUACCCCAGCAAUAUCUGGAUUUCCUUGAGCUCAGGGAGGCUGGAGUUGGGCAGCGUGGUGGGGGGGAACACCCAUUUUGGGCACCAAGGGCAUCUGAGGUGGAGAACUGCAGCUCAGUCUUUUUUAAUGCUGCUGAGUUCUUGGUAAAGACACAUAUAGAAUCCAUUCUGGAUAUCCUGGAUAACUUGAUUGAACUGUCUGAGGAGCAGUGUCUUAUGGCUAAGGCCCCAGAGAAGGGGACCCUGCCCCUGUUGAAGGACCAGGUGGAAUCUGUCCUGGAGCAGAUUUGCAGUGAGCAGCCUCAAGCUGUGGGCUGUGACCCUGACGUAUGA